GUGAUAUCGGGUAUGUAGACGAAAAAGGUCAAACCUACAUCGUCGAUCGUUUGAAGGAGCUGAUCAAAGUAAAAGGUUUACAAGUCGCUCCAGCAGAGCUGGAAGACAUUCUUCUCUCUCACAAGGAAAUCAGCGAUGCUGCAGUCAUCGGUGUGCCUGAUGAGAAAAAAAAAGUUUCCUCCUACAAAUAUCUAACUGGUGGUGUUGUUUUCGUCUCGGAAAUUCCCAAGUCACCUUCUGGAAAAAUCCUCCGUCGUUUUCUACGAGAUCAAGCUGCUCGAGAAUUGUCAUCAAAAUUGUAGUU
Strongylus vulgaris is the source of this 304-nucleotide messenger RNA. The record is from the annotation of a GenBank genome assembly. Lineage: Eukaryota; Metazoa; Nematoda; Chromadorea; Rhabditida; Strongylidae.